Messenger RNA from Pistacia vera, 3350 nucleotides. Its product is annotated as protein BREAST CANCER SUSCEPTIBILITY 1 homolog. Bases 51 to 3140 code for a protein of 1029 amino acids. Gene Ontology annotation, biological process: double-strand break repair via homologous recombination; negative regulation of fatty acid biosynthetic process; positive regulation of transcription by RNA polymerase II. NCBI's taxonomy places the organism in Eukaryota, Viridiplantae, Streptophyta, Magnoliopsida, Sapindales, Anacardiaceae. Gene Ontology annotation, cellular component: BRCA1-BARD1 complex; plasma membrane; BRCA1-A complex. The transcript has 14 exons. The record is from RefSeq and is a predicted model, not a curated record. Gene Ontology annotation, molecular function: ubiquitin-protein transferase activity.
CCUCUCUCUUCAAACAACAAACAAACAAAAGAAAAAACUUUUCUCCGAAUAUGGAGGAUCCAAGAACUCAGCUAGAGAAAAUGGGCAGAGAACUUAAGUGUCCUAUUUGCUUGAGUUUGCUGAAUUCUUCGGUGUCACUUACAUGCAAUCAUGUAUUCUGCAAUUCGUGCAUUAUGAAAUCAAUGAAGUCCGAUUCCAAUUGUCCGGUUUGUAAAGUGCCCUAUAGCCGUAGAGAGGUUCGUGCUGCUCCUCACAUGGAUAACUUGGUGGGCAUCUAUAAAAGCAUGGAAAUUGCUUCUGGAGUCAGUAUAUUUGUCACACAGAAUGAACUAUCAAUUAAGUCAUCAGAUAAAGAAAAGGGAGUUGAAGGUGAUCGCAUAUGCAGUGAACUAGCUGCAAGUAUGAUUUGUCAGGACAGAGCAGAUAAUCAAGAAACAUCCAAAAGAAAAGGGUUAAGGAGAAAAACUAAAACGAAUUUGGAUCAUUCUGGCCUUGGUACUGUGAAACCAUCCUUCCCAACCAAGAAAAGGGUUCAGGUCGCCAAGUAUCCUCUUCCAGAAACCCCAAAACAGCCUGCAAAGUUCGAAAAUGAACUGGUUAAUAACAGCAGCAUUCAGUUGAAGGACAGCUCUGUUGAUUUAAAGGAAAAAUCUUUUUUAAAUGAAAAAGGACCAGUGCUUCAACCUUUCUUUUGGUUGAGAGAGGAAGAGGACGAGGAAAAGUCAACUCAGAACACGGACGGGGAUGCAUAUUUAACACCACCAGAGAUUCCUUCUUUUAGUGAUAUAAUGGAUUCAUAUGAUCAAAGUUCUCAAUUGUCUCCAACAGCAGAAACGCAUCAUAGAACUGGUGAUUUGGAUUACUUUGAUAGUGAGAUGUUUGAAUGGACGCAAAGACCUUGCUCCCCAGAACUUCUUCCAAGUCCUGUUAAGACACAGGUGGUACAUGCUGAUGAAAAUGAUCAUAUUAAAGAGAAGAAAAUAGGAACAGCUUCACAUGUUGGAAAUACAAAUGAACAACAAUCCAUUGAAAAUGCUAAAGUGAACUCAGAAAAAGAAGAUGGAAUUAUAGAUGAGGGUUUCCCCAAAUCCUCUCCUAGAAGCAUCGAUAUCAACAAUCAGAUUGGAAAUGGUAAAUUGGGUAAGAGAGGCAUGAAGGCUAAGAAUAUUGCCAGAGCUAAGCGUUCAAAGAGAGAUAAAGUUCAAGGUUCCGAAAUUCAAGCUGAUUUAAGGGAGGAAUCUGUAAAUGUUGCACACCAAAUAAAUGACUGCACUGGCAGUUCCUCAGUUUUGAAGGCUAGGAAAAGGAGAGAGAAGCUUGGCUUGGGUAACUGUGCAACUGUGCCCGAAGAUCAAGAUGUACUUGUUCCUGUCAGGGCUGAAAAUCCAAACCAGGGUCGGAAAAACAGGGUGUCUGAUUUGCCUGCUUCAUUUGAUAAGAAGCAAGGCAGUGACGAAGAAUUUAACUUGGAGAAGACUAGAACAACCAGCCGGAAGAUCAAUGGCCGAAACUGUUUGAGGUCAAAGCGGCAAAAUAUGGGUCCUGCUGAAGUCAGCGUGCUUAAAAAAGUUUCUGCAGUUCAAAGCCAAACUAAUGAAGACACAGUUCUUAAAUCAUCAUUUAAAUCUUUCUGUCUGGUAGAUGGUAAAGAAGCCUCUGAUCCCAAGGAAAAAGCUAGCAAAAAAGCUAGAAAACUAAAUUCUGCUUUGAAUUCAAAAUGCAGUACAGAAACAAAGUGUAAGAAAAGGAUGAAAGUUUCUUUUACUGCUAUCUUGAAAGAUGGGUUGGUUGACAGCAAUCAAGAGGGCCACAGCAAUGAUUCUGCAAAGGGAGUUCCAUCAACGGAAAUUGUUAAAGGCGAAUCUGAUUUUAGAGUUUUAGAUGAAUCAUCAAGAAUGAAAAAGGUUCUUGAUAAAAAUGGAAUGGCUUUACGUAAAUGUGAAACCCUUACUAGCAAAACUCAAUGUUGUUUCUGUCAUUCAUUGCAAGACACAGAGGCUACAGGAGAGAUGGUCCACUACUAUGAUGGCAGGCCUGUUGCUGCAGACUACAAUGGUGGAUCCGAGGUCAUACAUUCACACAGAAACUGCACAGAAUGGGCCCCUAAUGUUUACUUCGAAGAUGACACUGCUAUUAAUCUUGAAGCUGAAUUAGCUAGAAGCCGUAGAAUAAAAUGUUGCUGCUGUGGACUCAAAGGUGCAGCGCUUGGGUGUUAUGAGAAGAGUUGUCGCAAGAGUUUUCAUGUUCCUUGUGCAAAGCUUAUAUCACAAUGUCGAUGGGAUACUGACAACUUUGUCAUGUUAUGCCCUCUUCAUGCCUCUUAUAAGCUGCCUAAUGAGAAUUCUGGACCUCAGGAAAGCAGGAAGAAGUGCAUUUCAAAAAGACAAUUGCACUCACAAUGCAAUCAAGUUGCUAUUAAAAAUGAUACUAAUACAAGUUACAACUGGAAAUCUUCACAAAACAAGUUGGUGCUUUGUUGUUCAGCCCUUACAGUAGGAGAGAGGGAAAUUGUUUCUGAGUUUGAGAGAUUAUCUAAAGUAACAGUGUUGAAGUCAUGGGAUUCAAGUGUCACCCAUGUCAUUGCAUCAACUGAUGAAAAUGGAGCAGGCAGAAGAACCCUAAAACUUUUAAUGGGUAUCUUGGAGGGGAAAUGGAUACUGAAUAUUGAGUGGGUGAAGGCCUGCAUGAAAGCCAUGAAACCUGUUGAUGAGGGGCAAUAUGAAAUUGCUAUUGACACGCAUGGAAUCAGGGGUGGUCCUCGAUCAGGAAGACAGAGAGUCAAGAAUAAGCUACCAAAGCUUUUUGAUGGAUUGAAGUUCUAUCUCAUGGGAGGGUUUGUGUCUUCCUACAAGGGAUAUCUGCAAGACCUCAUAAUUGCUGCUGGAGGAACUAUUCUACAUCGGAAACCUAUUUCAAGAGAUCAGGAACUCUUGUUUGAUUCAUCUCCAUCUACUACAACCUUCAUAAUUUACAGCCUUGAGCUGCCCGAUAAAUGUGAUCUCAGCAAGAAGACUAUGAUUUUGAAUGGCAGGCAAUCAGAAGCAGAUGUUUUAGCAAAUUCAACUGGAGCAAAAGCAGUAAGCAACUCUUGGGUUUUGAAUUCUAUUGCAGCCUGCAAAUUUCAAAGUUAUGAACAGUAAUUUAGAAAGUUCGUAGUUUUUAAAUCUGUCGUUCUGCACAUUUAGUAUCUAAUCCAUAACAAAAGUGGAUGAGUUGGUUUAUUUAUGCUCUUGCAUAUGUAUAAACAUCAUUUCAAACUAAAUUAAGUUAUUUUAUGGUUGUAUAAUAAUUCUGAAAGCUUGGUUUAAGAUUGUAUCUCUAAAGACAUGUCAUCUGUAGCUUAAUGCAUA